Messenger RNA from Rhagoletis pomonella (apple maggot), 895 nucleotides. RefSeq names its product UDP-glucosyltransferase 2-like. The annotation marks the transcript as partial. Lineage: Eukaryota; Metazoa; Arthropoda; Insecta; Diptera; Tephritidae. The transcript has 4 exons. The record is from RefSeq and is a predicted model, not a curated record. Gene Ontology annotation, molecular function: UDP-glycosyltransferase activity.
UUGAAUUCUUUUCACUAUCCCUUGUAGAGUAAUGGUGAUGUUAACAUCUGGCCACCUCUUACAGCUGCUUGGGCUCUGUUGCACUUUGGUGCAAGCCAGUAACUCGCUUAAGAUACUCGGUCUAUUUCCUCACCCUGGCUAUAGUCAUUUUCGUUUCUUCCAUCCCAUAAUGCGUGGCCUGGCUGAAAAAGGACAUGAUGUCACGGUGAUAAGUCAUUUUCCGGAUGAAAACCCGCCGCAACAGUACAGGGAUUUGCCGCUGACAGGUCAAAAAAUUUUGACGAAUUCUAUAGAAUUGAAGGCCUUUGAAGACCAACCUUUCUACAACUUCUAUUUGGAACUCCUUAUGAUCCACGAGUGGGGGAAGGAUGCCUGCAAUCAAACAUUACAUUCGGGUGCUUUGGCACAGGUGUUACGACAGAGGCAACAUUUCGAUGUGAUCAUCAUGGAGCAAUUCAACAGCGAUUGCAUGGUGGCGGUGGCACAUCAACUCAAGGCGCCAUUCAUAGCGUUGAGUAGCUGCGCAAUGUUGCCUUGGCACUACGAUCGCAUGGGCGUACCAAUUAUGCCAACGUCUAUACCCGACAGCUUCAUGGGACAAUCGGGCUUUGGAACUCGCCUUCUCAACUGGCUCCUCUUCCAUAGCGAGCGUUUACUUUAUGGCUUUAUCACCACCUCAGAUACGGAUGCCAUUAUACGCCGAAAAUUUGGUCAUGACCUACCCUCCGUUGCUGAAUUGGCUAAGCAAACUGCAGCGUACUUUGUGAAUCAACACUUUUCAAUGAGCGGCGUUAUGCCACUGCCACCAUCUGUCGUGGAGCUUAGCGGCGUACACAUACAAAAGGCCAAGCCCCUGGAUGCUGAGCUGCAAAAGUUUAUCGACAAUGCCGAGCAU